UAUUUUCUUGUUUUUCUAAAAUGCAACGACGUGAUGGAAGAAGUGAUGGCCGUCAACAGGUUGGAAAUGGUAGAUGCCAAAAGGGUGCUGGAGGUGAAUUUCAGCGUGAUAAAGGAACUAGUGGAAAUUAUCGUGAGCAAGAUAAAAGCGGUACUGGUAGUUCUCGUGAUGUACAUGGAUCCUCCCAAGUUUAUGGCGAUAAGCUAGCAGGCAGUUCGUCGACUUCUUCACAACCAAUUGUGAAAAGUCCACUAAAUUCUGCGAGAGCUGAAGCACCUAAUCCUGAUGUUUUGCAAACUCAAAAGAUGAUAGAUGUUAACAUUGAAGAAUGGACAAGGUUGAAAAACUUGGAAACCAUGUGGAAACAGACUCAAAUCGAGACGAAGGAAAAAAUUGAUAAACUUCUUGCUGAGAAUUCUGAUCUUUACAACUCCAUUGAACUAUCAAUAAGGGAAGGUUGGACAACUAUGCCUGACAAAUCUAAGCAGGAAAUCUAUACGCCUUCUAAAUUCAUUGAAGAAGCCAAAAAAUGUCUGAAAAAGAAUCCGUUAAAUUUGAUGGAGUGCAGUGAAAAGACUUAUCAAGGUUUUGCUUCCGCUGUAGCUUUGUUUUUAAAAGACAUAGAAGUGAUUGAAUUUGGUGGAUCAAAAUUUGUUGGUAUAAAUCUACGAAGCCAUUCAGCAAUCAUCAGUAUGGGUUUUUUCUUGGCUGAUAUGGCAUCAAAUUUUUUUGACGAAUUUGAACUUGCACGUGCCGCAGGAUGCGCUCAAGACUGCUACAAUUAUUUCCAAUAUGGCUAUUUAACCCAUAAGCUAAUUGAGGAAGGCAUUGAGGAAAUAGAGAUUUACAUUAAAAAAUUGAAUAUGCUGGACAAUUACAAAAGAUUUAUUGCAGCAAAUUUAGCUACUUAUGUGAAAGAAGGAAAAUAUGAAGAAACUCAAAGAAUUCUUUAUUUUAAUAAAAAGAAGGUCAAAGACUUUAUUUGUGGAGUCGAAUAUUCAUUUGACUUGGAACUUGAUGAUAAAAAGGCAGAGGAUCUUGAGAAUAGCGUUUUGAAAUAAAUAAAAAAAUUUAUAUUAUUGGCUAAACAUUUUGUGACUUUAG
This is a messenger RNA of Meloidogyne enterolobii, 1104 nucleotides long. Lineage: Eukaryota; Metazoa; Nematoda; Chromadorea; Rhabditida; Meloidogynidae. The record is from the annotation of a GenBank genome assembly.